Messenger RNA from Falco peregrinus (peregrine falcon), 2361 nucleotides. RefSeq names its product acyl-CoA (8-3)-desaturase-like. The record is from RefSeq and is a predicted model, not a curated record. Gene Ontology annotation, cellular component: membrane. Gene Ontology annotation, biological process: lipid metabolic process. Lineage: Eukaryota; Metazoa; Chordata; Aves; Falconiformes; Falconidae. Gene Ontology annotation, molecular function: oxidoreductase activity, acting on paired donors, with oxidation of a pair of donors resulting in the reduction of molecular oxygen to two molecules of water.
UAAAUUAAGUGGAGAUAAACAAUGUUUUCUUAAUGCGAUCUUUCUUUACUCUGUGGUAUUUUGAUCAACAAUGCUUUUAGUUAAGAAAAACACAUGAAUUUAGCGUGCCAGGGUCAAUGCAGACUAUUUCAAAGACCUAGAACAACCUGAAGUUUGAAGAUCUCCCUUUAAGGGCACCAGGAGCUACCUUGUGGAGAGAUUGCAGACCCUGGAGCAUUCUGCUCCUUCCACUGUGUGAGCCUACGAGGUGGCUCUGUGCCUCGGAGGCAGGAAUUACAAUUAAGUAAGAGAUGGUAGUAAACUAUACUUUAAUAGCAGCUUCUGGCUCUCCACACAGGCUCUUUUACAGCUUUACAUUUAGCUCUGUAUGACAUUAUGAAACUCCACUGUAUGGUAAACGCAGGAUUUCCUGACACUAAUGACUGAUUACAGGAUUACGGGACGCCGACAGUGCUUCAUUUUGCUAAGAAGGGCUCUUCUUGUACGUGUAAGAAUAUUCCCUGCUGAGGAGCUGCCCACAGCCUUCCCCAGAUCUCUCCUGGCUAAUCCCCACAUUGACUCCGCAGCCUGGAAGCAAGUUAACAGCUUACCUCAUCCAGUUGCUAAUGCUCUGUGAAGGUGCUCACUUAAUAGUCCUUUCUGUCAUUUUGCCAUCUCAUUUAACUGAAUUACAGAUACUCCCCCUAAUUUUUUUUCUAUUUAUGCAUAUUUGUGUUCAGUGAAGUAGUCUACAGCUCUCCCGAGUAGUCAGACCUUCCAAAGGCAAUUGGAAAGGGCAAGAAGGAACAGGGCUUUUAUUCAAGGGUGUGUCGAAGUGUCUGGUGUGAACGUGGAAAAGGAGGGAGCUACGGCAGGGUGUGUUUGGGCAGGGGGAGCCGGCCAGCCCCGGCAGCGCAGGGAGUGGCUGCAGCAGGGCUGUAUAACGGGCAGGCUGGGAGGGUUCGCUGCCUGCACACGGCGCUGCAAAGCUUAGACUAGCGAACCUCCCUGCCGACUGCACUCCAGCCGGUACAGAUGGCUCCACAGACUGGCUCCACUGUAAAGGAGACGCGACCUGUUUCAGCCUUUCCACAGCUCUUCACCUGGGAGGAGAUCAGAAUCCACAAUGGCCGCGGUCAAGGGCAGGAGCAAUGGCUGGUGAUUGACAGGAAGGUUUAUGAUGUCAGCAGGUUUUCCAAACAACAUCCUGGAGGCAGCCGAGUUAUUAGCCACUAUGCCGGGCAAGAUGCUACGGAUGCCUUUGUUGCAUUUCACAAUGAUAAGUCUCUGGUGAAAAAAUACUUGAAAACUCUGCUGAUCGGGGAGCUGGCACCAGACCAACCCAGCUUUGAGUCCAAUAAAAAAAAAUCACUUUUAGAGGAUUUUCGUGAGCUCCGCUGCGCUAUUGAGAAGAUGGGAUUCCUGAAGCCAAAUUACACCUUCUUCUUCCUGAUUUUCCUUCACCUCCUGGUACUGGAUGCUGCAUCCUGGCUCGUGGUAUGGUACUUUGGGAUAUCCUUAGCACCUUUCCUGGUCGGCAUUGCAUUCUUCACCGUGGCUCAGAUCCAGAUGGGCUGGUUCCAACACGAUCUGGGGCACUGCUCUGUCUUCAGGAAGCCUAAAUGGAAUCGACUGCUGCAGAUUGUUGUGAUAAAUGUUCUGAAGGGGUUGCCAGCCAGCUGGUGGAAUCACCUGCACAACCAGCACCAUGCCAAACCCAACUGCUUCCGCAAAGACCCGGACCUCAACAUGCAUCCUCUCCUGUUCAGCCUGGGGAAAACGCUCUCCGUGGAGCUUGGGAUCAAAAAGAAAAAAUACAUGCCAUACAAUCACCAACACAAAUACUUCUUCAUCACUCUUCCUCCACUCCUGUUUCCCACCUACUUCCACUACCACACAUUUUAUAUUGCAUACACAAAACUGUACUGGGCAGACUUGGCCUGGAUGCUGACCUUCUAUAUCAGAUUUUUUAUUUAUGGAUCACUAUUAGAAAUCAAGAGUCUUCUAGCAUAUUACUUUAUGUUCAGGAUGCUGGAGAGCAGCUGGUUUGUCUGGGUUUCACAGAUGAACCAUAUCCCCAUGGAUAUUUACUAUGACAACAAUUUGGACUGGGUAUUUACUCAGCUCCAGGCAACAUGCAACGUUGAGCAGUCCCUGCUCGAUGACUGGUUUACUGGGCAUCUGAACUUCCAGAUUGAUCAUCACCUAUUCCUCUCAAUGCCAAGACACAACUACUGGAAGGUGGCUCCUCUGGUGAAGUCCUUGUGUGCCAAACAUGGCAUUGAGUACCAACGUAAGCCGUUGCUCACAGCUUUGGCAGACAUUGUGUGCUCUCUGAAGAAUUCAGGAGAGCUCUGGCUUGAUGCCUACCUACACAAAUAA